This is a messenger RNA of Staurois parvus, 1769 nucleotides long. NCBI's taxonomy places the organism in Eukaryota, Metazoa, Chordata, Amphibia, Anura, Ranidae. The record is from the annotation of a GenBank genome assembly.
AUGGAGAAGCAGCUGCUUCCAGAAAUGCAGGGAAACGCCUUAAUUCGCAGUAUUGAGGAAGAAUACAGGAAAGCCUUUUUAUACAUCAAUAAAGGUUUGAAUGCAGAUGAAAACGGCUACAAGGAAGAUGCACGGAACUUUUACAGACAAGGCCAGGAGCAUUUGCUCAGAGGAUUAGGCGUUCCCUUGCAUGCACCUGAGUAUGUUGGUCCAACUUGGGAUUCCGCAAGACAAAUGCAAGUAAAGAUGCAGGAGACUUUACAGAAUGUGAAUACCAGACUGAACAUCCUACAGCAGAGUAUGACUGGGCAUGUUCCAGAACCUUCUGCUGCACCAGCCCUUCCUCUAUACCCAUCAGUGCCAGCAGCAGAGAAGGAAAGGCCUGAAAGACCACCACUGCCAAAGAUGCCUCCAUUCCCUGCUGAGCCAGUAAGCGGCGUCUCCUGUAUACCAACAGACAAUCCAAUAAACACCUUAACAGACGGUGCUGUUGCACCACCAGCAUACACCCCCCAGGCCACUGAUGGACAUUUCACAGUCUCCUAUGGCACAGAGUCUGGGGAACACUCUAUAGUAGGAGAUGACUUCUAUUCAAUGACGGCACAGCCACCUCCGGUGCAGAGUUUGGGGGUUGAUGCAGAGGAACUUAUACUUAUUCCAAGAGGGGUUCAGAUCUUCUUUUUGUGACACCAGAUGGACUAGUGAGUGCCCCCUCAUAUCCUAGCUAUCUCCGUAUUAUCAAGUUCAUGGACACCAGCAGUGAAAUGGCUCAGAACCGGCCUCCAGCUUUUCUCCAGGUCUGUGAUUGGCUGUACCCUCUCAUGUGCACUCAGUCCCCUGUACUACGCUCUAACACAGGGGUCUACAUGUUCCCAGACAUGAUGUCCCAGAUCCCGGGAUCCUAUGUAGGGGUGGUACUCUCUGCUGAGCUGCCCGCCGCUGACCUGGAGCUCUUUGAUGAUCUUUUGAAACAAAUGUCUGACCUGAGGAUCCAGCCUAGUGAUGCAUCGGGAGAGGUCAUUGACUUAAGUCAGACUGUGCAUGUUGUCACUAUACCUGAACCAGAGCCUGAACCAAAGGAGAAAGAUGACCUGCCACCAUGGAGUGAGAAGGUUGCCCAAGGAAUUCUACAAGGGGCCUCUUGGCUGAACUGGGGCCUGGUAAAAGGAGCUGAGCUGACGGAAAAAGUCAUUCACAAAGGUGCUACAAAAUUAAGAGAACAUAUUCAGCCUGAGGACAGACCUUUGGAAGUCAACCCUACAGUGGCCAAGGGACUUCACGUGGCAAAGCAGGCCACCGGCGGUGCAGUGAAAGUCAGCCAGUUCCUAGUGGAUGGUGUCUGUGCCAUUGCGAGCUGUGUCGGCAGGGAACUUGGGCCACAUGUGAAGAAACAUGGCAGCAAGCUAAUUCCAGAAUCUUUGAAGAAAGACAAGGAUGGGAAGUCUCCACUGGAUGGCGCUAUGGUGGUAGCAGCUAGUGGUGUACAAGGAUUUGCGACCGUCUGGCAGGGCCUGGAGUAUGCUGGGAAGAACAUAGCUAAAAGUGUGGCCACAGAGACCGUUCAUACCGUCAAAUAUAAGUAUGGAAAAGAUGCUGGGCACGCCACUCAUGAUGCCGUCAAUUCUGCGAUCAACGUUGGAGUAACUGCAUUUAACAUUGACCACCUGGGUGUAAAAGCCAUUGUGAAAAAAACUGCAAAAGAAACCAGCCAUGCAAUUUUGGAUGAAUACAAACUGAAUGAGAAACAAAACAAGAAGGAACCCCACUGA